AUGGAGCGGAGGCGGGAUAACGCGCUGCCGCGCCCGGGCGCCCUCGCCGACCUGAAGGGCAAGACAGAAGCCAUCCCGUGCGUGAUCGGGGGAGAAGAGGUGUGGACGCCGACGGUGCGGUACCAGCUGUCGCCAUUCAAUCAUGCGCACAAGGUGGCCAAGUACUGCUAUGCUGACAAGGAGCUCAUUAACAAAGCCAUUAACGCUGCCUUGGCAGCGAGGAAGGAAUGGGACCUGAAACCUGUCCAGGAUCGAGCCCAGAUCUUCCUGAAGGCGGCUGACAUGCUGAGCGGCCCGAGGCGAGCAGAAGUGCUGGCCAAAACCAUGAUCGGGCAGGGUAAAACAGUCAUCCAGGCAGAAAUCGAUGCUGCUGCGGAGCUGAUAGACUUCUUCCGAUUCAAUGCCAAGUACGCCCUGGAGCUGGAGAACAGCCAGCCCAUCAGUGUGGAUGUCAGCACCAACAGCAUGGUCUAUCGGGGGCUGGAGGGUUUUGUGGCAGCCGUCUCUCCCUUCAACUUCACGGCAAUCGGCGGCAACCUGGCAGGGGCUCCAGCGUUGAUGGGAAACGUGGUUCUGUGGAAGCCCAGCGACACUGCUCUGCUCUCCAGCUACGCCGUCUACAAGAUCCUCCUCGAAGCCGGGCUCCCUCCGAACGUCGUGCAGUUCGUGCCGGCGGAUGGGCCCGUGUUUGGAGACACCGUCACGAGCUCCGAGCACUUCUGCGGGCUCAAUUUCACCGGCAGCGUGCCGACUUUCAAGCGGCUCUGGAAGCAGGUAUCCGAAAACCUGGAUCGCUACCGCAAUUUCCCACGCCUGGCUGGAGAGUGCGGCGGGAAGAACUUCCACCUGGUGCACAGCUCGGCUGACGUGGCCAGCGUGGUGAACGGGACCCUGCGCUCGGCCUUCGAGUACGGCGGCCAAAAAUGCUCGGCUUGCUCCCGCCUCUACGCCCCGGACUCGCUGUGGCCCCAGAUCAAAGAGAAACUGCUGGAGGAGCACGGGAAGAUCAAAGUGGGAGACCCCGCCCAGGACUUUGGGACGUUUUUCUCUGCGGUGAUUGAUGACAAGUCUUUUGCCCGGAUAAAGAAAUGGAUCGAGCACGCCAAGAAGUCGUCCAACCUCACCAUCCUGGCAGGAGGCGGCUGUGAUGACAGCGUUGGGUACUUCAUCGAGCCGUGCAUCGUGGAGAGCAAAGACCCCCAGGACCCCAUCAUGAAGGAGGAGAUUUUUGGCCCAGUUCUCACAGUGUACGUCUACCCCGAGAAGCGGUACAAGGAGGUCCUGGAGCUCAUCGACACCACAACGCCCUACGGCCUCACGGGGGCACUCUUCGCCCAGGAGAAGAGAAUCGUCGAUGAAGCCAGGAGCCUUCUGCGCAAUGCGGCUGGCAACUUCUACAUCAAUGAUAAGUCGACAGGCGCCGUCGUGGCUCAGCAACCCUUCGGAGGCUCCCGCAUCUCAGGCACCAAUGACAAACCUGGUGGCCCCCACUACAUCCUGCGCUGGACGUCUCCCCAGGCCGUCAAAGAAACGCACGUGCCCCUGACGGACUGGCGCUACGCCUACAUGCAGUGAUGCCUUCCCCCCGCCCCGGUACUACUGAGACUCAACGCACAG
Messenger RNA from Egretta garzetta (little egret), 1617 nucleotides. RefSeq names its product aldehyde dehydrogenase 4 family member A1 (gene ALDH4A1). The transcript is spliced from 14 exons. The coding region runs from base 1 to 1575 and encodes 524 amino acids. Gene Ontology annotation, molecular function: L-glutamate gamma-semialdehyde dehydrogenase (NAD+) activity. Lineage: Eukaryota; Metazoa; Chordata; Aves; Pelecaniformes; Ardeidae. The record is from RefSeq and is a predicted model, not a curated record.